CCUGCAGGUGCUAGUGGAAGAGCUGGAGGUAACCGUAGAAUUGUCGCGCGCAGAGAUGCAAGAAAAGACCGACCGGAUCUGCAGGAACAUCGACAUGUGGUUUGACAACAUCAUACGGACCGUGCCCGAGGAAGUCCUGAACAGGCCAUUCCGCGAUGUGUGGGACACCAGCAUACCUAUUCCCACUUCGGAAGUGUCCUUGGCCUCUGCGUCACUCGCUACUUCUGCCAUGUCUGCUUCCGCUACUGCUUCCUCCUUGCCUGUCACUAACAGCUCCCUUGAUGAACCGUCAACUUCGGAGAAGCUGCCGAAAGGUCAGGUUCCCGCCAAUGAAACUAAAAAGAAGGUGGGACACCACGACUGCCCGAUUUCCAGCAAGCCUCUGCAGGUGCUUCACGGCGGGAGGAUGCGAACUCCACUCUCACAACUCCGUGCCACUGGAAGGGCCCCGUUAGUCAGACCGAAGUUUGACAUCCGAGAGAAGCCAACCAGUGCGCGCGAGCCACGCUUAGGCGAGACACUGAUGUCUCUACAAGGCAGCCCUGUUACAAGCGGGCGGCCGCAGGUACAUUUACUACUCAACAAAGAUGACGAGGUAACUGAAGUGCGGGCGGAGGACAUGAACAAUCCGAAGGUGAAGAGGCUCUGCGAAGCCAUAGAGGAACUCUGCAAGACAUUCUGAUGCUCUCCACGCCUGGAUCUAAUGGCACUUCAAACUGCCUUGGCUGCGGGAUCUCUCACAACCUCCUUCACGUUUUGUCGCUUUAACAUGCAGAUAAAGCUUUUGGCUGCUCCUGCGGUUGUCAC
Molecule: messenger RNA, 807 nt
Organism: Rhipicephalus sanguineus (brown dog tick)
Lineage: Eukaryota; Metazoa; Arthropoda; Arachnida; Ixodida; Ixodidae
Exons: 7
Coding region: 56-682 (208 amino acids)
Source: RefSeq, a predicted model, not a curated record